This is a messenger RNA of Orycteropus afer afer, 300 nucleotides long. Lineage: Eukaryota; Metazoa; Chordata; Mammalia; Tubulidentata; Orycteropodidae. The record is from RefSeq and is a predicted model, not a curated record.
AUGGAGGUGGGCGCAGAGUCUGUAGACGGUCGGGACGGUCUCCGAGAGAGGCGAGGCUUGAGUGAGGCUGAGAGGCAGGAGCAAAACCCUGAUGUGCGGCCUCAGUCUGGGAUAAACGGGAUUCCAAAACAUUCCUAUUGGUUAGACCUCUGGCUCUUCAUCCUCUUCGACCUGGUGUUGUUUUUCUUCGUGUAUCUUAUGCCCUGUUACACUUUUAAGGUAUCAAUGCUUCUGCCUAAAGAGAACCCUUUAUACAAGAUGUGGCCUGAAGUAUCUAACUAUGAAGUGGGAUUUGAUUGA